AUGUGCACCAACACACAGGGAGGUGGUGCCCGGCCUCCCAAAGCCCGCCCUUCGCCGUGCGACGGAAGGAUUAGUGUGCCGGACCGCGGAGGAAGGCGCCAUUCACCGAGCGGUGGCGGCAGUAGUGAGGACGGGGGAGGCAUGGAUGGCCUGAGGGGCAGCAGCCGCAGCUGGGGCAUGAGCGACAACGACGGCUUGCGAGGCUCGAACCGGGGCUGGAACUCCACCGAGUCGGACGGGCUGCGGGGUGGAUCAGAAUGGUUAAACAGCGGCACCAGCAGCAGUUGGAGCAGCCGGGAUAACUGGAAAUCAGAGCUAACAAGAUGGGAGAGCGAAGCUGAAUACUUAUGCUUUAAUACAGAGAAAAUGGAAAUGGGAAAUGUUCAUUCGGCCAAUCUAGCUCUCCCUGUCGGUAUGAUGAGUGGUGGUGACUACGAGCGUAGCUCUUAUGGGAGCUCCAGGUCUUACCUGGAAUCGUAUCCUAGUAGGAAUGAGAGGUUUGGACCUUAUGAGUCGCAUGACUCCAGGUCUGCUCUGGAUGGCCGUGAUCUGUAUAGAUCUGGCUACGAUUUACAUGAACCAGGACGAAGUCGCUUUGGGGAUAGCUAUCCUGAUCGAUCCGAGAGCUCCUACAGGAAUUUCGGUGAUCAAUACCUUGACCCUUAUGAAGGUAGAAGCCAGAGCCGAUUAUAUGAUAAUGGCAGGUCUAACUGGGAUGACACCUACACACAUUCAAGUUCAAUGCCUAGGGUGUGGGCUGAUUCGGAUACGGGAAGAGGAAGUUACUCUUCCUACAGCAGCUUUUCUACACUCCUUUCGAAGCCUUCAUCUGUAGGCUCUCGGGGGAGGGGAAUGCUUGCUUAUUCUGGCAACGAAUAUGGAGGCGGAUCCAUUUCGAUGAUGGGAGGACAAGGAGGAGGCAGAGGUCGAGGCAGAGAACUGUCAGAUGUAGAUAUGUACUCAAGAUCUGGGAAUAAUCAGUCAUACAACAGAGGUGGGUUUGCAUCAAAUUUUGGAAGAGGCAUGAAAAGGAAAGGGAUACAAGCCAACAAAGCUGCAGUAAAGAAACAGAAACUGGCAGCUGCUGAAAAAGCUCUCAAAGCGGCUGCAGCCAAGGCAGCUAACCAGGCUAACAAUGGAGGAACUAAGACUACCACAUCAAGUACAGGUCAGGAUCAGGAACUGAAGGAUGAAGAUUUUACUAAAGAUGCAUAUGAGCCAGAUGCAUAUGAAUGCUUUGACAAAAAUGAAGGUAAAAAGAAAACUGAUACUGAAGAUGAAGAGGAGAAAAAGAAACUUGAGGCAAGAAGAGAAAAGCAACGACGGAGGCGUGAGAAGAACACUGAAAAAUAUGGAGAGGAUUACCGGAAUGCGUUUACGUGUUCCCUUUGUAAGUUUCGAACUACAGAGGAACAAGAGAUUGAAGCUCACCUGGAAACUCCCUACCAUAAAGAAACUCUUGAGUUCAUUGGAAAGAACAUUCAGUUUGAAAAAGGAGCUGCAGAUUUUCUUCAUGCAUCUAUGGUAAACAAGAAUAAGAAAAUUGCAGCUCGUAAACAACUGCAACAGCAGGAACAAAAGGAGCCAGCACAGAAGCUUUCAAAGGAUGUUUUGAUGGGUGUUGCUUCAGAUGAUCAGAUGAAAAAAGUUGAAGCUGUUCAGUGCGCUGUCUGCAAUACCUAUAUCCCUUUCCUGUUUCACUCUGUACAGCAGCAUUUGAAGUCCAAUGAACAUACCAAUAGCAAGAAGAAUUAUCAUGACCAGGUUAGAAGGGAGAGUCUCCUCACGGCUAGUAGCAUGCUGAACAACCCAACUGUAAAGGCUAAAUUUGAUCUUUUCUUAAAGGGUGAGAACCCUUUUGAAAAUCCUCAGGAGCAGCAACAGCAGCAGCAGCAGCAGGAGGAGCAGCAAGAGCUUGAACAGCAGGAGGAGGAAGAGGAGGAGAAACAAGAACAGGAAGAAAAACAGGCAGAUGAACCAAAAGAUCAAGCACUGGAGCAAGAGGAAAACCAAACUGAGAUGGGGGAAGGGGCAUGUGAGCUGGCUGACCAGUAGAGACUUCAGGAAGAGCAGGUAGUUUACUUUGUUCUACAUCUGUAAAAAAAAUGCAGCAGUAAUGAGAAAGAUGCUUCCCUGCUAUCCUCAAAAGUGCUGUUGUGAUGGUUUAAUAUGCCUUGGCUGAUUGUAAUCACAAUGCUUUCUCUGCAGCCUAUUAAUGUGUUUUUUUUUGUUAACAGAAUAGUGAUUAGUUUUCCAUAAAUAACCAUGUAUUAAUGGAGGAAAUGCUUAAUGAGUAAUUGAAAAGAGUAAAAGGAAAAGGGGUUCAAAUGAGUCUUUGAGUUCUCAAAUGUAGAACAAUAUUCAUGUCCUUUAAAGAAUUCUUUGUACAUUUUGGUGCGUCUGGUGUUUAGAACCUUGUCAUUAACACAGCUUAUGUUGCAUAGUUUAGAAAGGCAAGGAAAUGCUGUAAUUUUUUUUCUUAAAAAAUUAUAUUGUAAUCAUUUAGAAUACAGUUGUUGCUUAGCUACUGAUUCACAUUAAAAGGUUUUGCUCAUUUUCUCACAUUGUAACGUCAAAGUCUGGCUUGAUCGUUUUUUCACUGAUGUGAGCCUGUGUACCCUCUUUGUAUGCUAUUAAUGGGAAUAAAAAAAGAAUUUUUAGAUAUGUAA
This is a messenger RNA of Pristis pectinata (smalltooth sawfish), 2669 nucleotides long. Its product is annotated as DBIRD complex subunit ZNF326-like. Lineage: Eukaryota; Metazoa; Chordata; Chondrichthyes; Rhinopristiformes; Pristidae. The transcript has 15 exons. The record is from RefSeq and is a predicted model, not a curated record. Gene Ontology annotation, cellular component: DBIRD complex; nucleus. Gene Ontology annotation, biological process: regulation of DNA-templated transcription elongation. The coding region runs from base 1 to 2055 and encodes 684 amino acids. Gene Ontology annotation, molecular function: DNA binding.